Molecule: messenger RNA, 556 nt
Organism: Epinephelus moara (kelp grouper)
Lineage: Eukaryota; Metazoa; Chordata; Actinopteri; Perciformes; Serranidae
Product: serum amyloid A-5 protein-like
Exons: 4
Coding region: 143-508 (121 amino acids)
Cellular component (GO): extracellular region
Source: RefSeq, a predicted model, not a curated record
UCAUUGAGACAUCCUACACCCGAGCUUGUUUCAGAGCAGAAUAUAAGUAGAGUCAGAUCAGUAGAGUCCUCACUCAUAAGAUACUCUACGAUCUAUCAACACUUACUCUAAACUCUGCAGGAACUGCAAAACAUCUGUGACCAUGAAGUUGCUUCUUGCAGGAAUUGCUCUGAUUCUCAUUGUGGAAACCAAUGCUCAGUGGUACAACUUUCCUCGUGAAGCCGCUCAAGGAGCUGGUGAUAUGUGGCGAGCAUACAGUGAUAUGAGGGAGGCCAACUGGAGAAACUCUGAUAAAUACUUCCAUGCCAGAGGAAACUAUGAUGCUGCUCAGAGAGGAGCAGGGGGCAGAUGGGCCGCUGAGGUUAUCAGUAAUGGCAGAGAGUGGAUACAGGAAAGAACGGGUCAUGGUGCCGAGGACUCUGCUGCUGAUCAGAGGGCAAACCAGUGGGGACGGGACGGAAACGAUCCCAACCAUUUCAGGCCAGCUGGACUUCCAGAAAAAUAUUAGUAUGAAAGUCAUCAACUCCUGACAAUAAAAUGAAAGAAAUGAAAGACA